This is a messenger RNA of Xylona heveae TC161, 1374 nucleotides long. RefSeq lists its product as hypothetical. Gene Ontology annotation, molecular function: protein binding. The coding region runs from base 1 to 1374 and encodes 457 amino acids. Gene Ontology annotation, cellular component: U5 snRNP. The record is from RefSeq and is a predicted model, not a curated record. Lineage: Eukaryota; Fungi; Ascomycota; Xylonomycetes; Xylonales; Xylonaceae. The transcript has a single exon.
AUGUCUGGCCGCCGUCCAGCUCCGCGCCCAAAACGGGCCGGCGAAGAGUUUGCACGAUUGCACCAUGCAGAGGAGGGCCAAUCUUCCAAGAAGCCCCGCUUUGAUAUGCGAAACCCGUCAACACUCGCGCCUGAUGCGCGGGAAGAGGACGCCAUAUUAGACCUGGACGAGAUUGGCAAACGCGGACAACAGGCGAAGCGAAACGCCGUGAACCUGGAAGGAUAUGAAUCAGACAGCUCCAACGAGGGGUUUGACGCCCGAGCAGAUGCCAAAGCCAAUGCAGCAAAAAAUCCAGAGCGAUCUGAGAUGGAGGACGAGAAUGAUAUGUUUGCCGACCUGGAGGACGACUUCCGAGACGGCGAUGAAGACGAAGACCUUAAUCGAGAAGGCAAAAAGAAGAACAAGGACGUGCGAUUUCUUGACGAAACCGAAAUUGAAGGACAAGUCGCUGGCAGCAAAGCAGGAGGUCAUGUUUCUGCGGACUUUUCUAUGAACGGCAAAGGAAAAGAGCAAGAGGAUGAAAGUGACAGCGAGAGCGACGAGGAGGAGCGAGAUCGAGUGGGAAAUGACGAAGACGACGUGGAGAUUGGCGCCGGAGGGAAGAAAGAGCAUGCGCCACGACUCGAUGCAUUCCACAUGAAGUCUGAGCUUGAAGAAGGUCGCUUUGACGCUGACGGCAACUACGUUCGCAAAGCCAUCGACCCGGAUGCUGUCCACGAUACAUGGCUUGAAGGAGUGUCGAAGAAGGAAAUGAAGAAGGCCAAAGACGCAGAGGAGAAGCGCGAGCAAGAACGCCGGCAAAAGAAUCUUGCAGACGACCAAGUCUUAACGAGCGAACUCCUUGCGACGCUCAUUUCUCGACUGGAGAAGGGAGAAAAUACAAUCGAAGCUCUAGCUCGCAUCGGAAAGGGCGUGCACAAGAAGCCCAAAUGGCAGACCAAGAAGAAGAAUGCCAAAAAGGCCGAAGACGCAAUGCACGUUGAUACAGAAGCCGCCGAAGAUCCCGCCGAAACCCAACGCAAACAAACCGUCGAAACAAUCACCGGCGCCGCAGACCAGCUUCUCACGCGAGGCCAGACUGAAAUCUACGACACAGAGCGUGAGCUCCUCAUGCGUCAGUAUAAACGGGAAACGGGCGAAGACUGGAUCGACCAGCCAAAAGACACAGAACAAAACGGCGCGGAACCAUCUAAUGUAGUCAAGCAAUGGGAGUACCGCUGGUCGGAUGCACGCGACGGUGGAGAAGUUCACGGUCCAUACGAUGGGCCAACAAUGCAAGCUUGGAACGGUGCAGGUUAUUUUGGCGAGGGCGUCGAGUUUCGCAUGGCCGGAGAUACUGGCGGCCAAUGGUCGAGAUUGGUCGAAUUUGUCUAG